AUGUCUGGGAAGGCAAAGAGGAGAGAUGAAGAUGGUGCCUCCGACGCCGACUCUGAAGGCCACGCUCCGCCCAAAAAGACUUUUAAGAAAGACUCCGACGAUGAAUCCGACACUAUUAUCGUAUGCGAGAUUUCGAAGAACAGGAGGGUUUCUGUAAGGAACUGGAAUGGCAGGAUUAUGGUUGACAUUCGCGAGUUUUACCUCAAGGAUGGCAAAAAAUUGCCUGGCAAGAAAGGUAUCUCUUUGACCAUGGAUCAGUGGAAUGUCCUCCGAACUCAUGUUGAAGAAAUUGACAAAGCAGUUAGUGAGAAUUCUUAG
Molecule: messenger RNA, 318 nt
Organism: Sphenostylis stenocarpa
Lineage: Eukaryota; Viridiplantae; Streptophyta; Magnoliopsida; Fabales; Fabaceae
Source: the annotation of a GenBank genome assembly